Durio zibethinus is the source of this 1947-nucleotide messenger RNA. RefSeq names its product hydroxymethylglutaryl-CoA lyase, mitochondrial. Lineage: Eukaryota; Viridiplantae; Streptophyta; Magnoliopsida; Malvales; Malvaceae. The record is from RefSeq and is a predicted model, not a curated record. Gene Ontology annotation, cellular component: mitochondrion. Gene Ontology annotation, molecular function: hydroxymethylglutaryl-CoA lyase activity. Gene Ontology annotation, biological process: L-leucine catabolic process; ketone body biosynthetic process.
GGGAUCAGAAAAAAAGAAGAAUUAAUUAAAAAAUGAAAUUAAAAAAUGAAAAAGAUAGAAAGAAAAAGGUUGAAAACGACUGAUUCAAGUUUCUCCCACCAAACUAAAACAAGAAAAAACAUUGUGAACAACUCCCUCCUUCACGUUGCGUUACCUUCUCUUCUUUUUCCUUCGUCUUUAGCUAACUCCAUUUCUUUUUGGAGAAACCAAAAAAAUCCAGGGCAUUUUAAAACCCCCAAAUUCUAGGGUUUCUGUUUCUUUUCUUUUAUCAGAUAUCCUAAUUUGUGUUUCCUUUGGACUUUUGUUCACCAUGUCGAGUUUGGAGGAGCCACUUGGUUUUGACAAGCUGCCUAGCAUGAGUUCUAUUGAUAGGAUUCAGAGGUUCUCAGCUAGUGCUUGUCGGCCUAGAGGCGAUGAUAGGGGCUUGGGAAAGUGCUGGAUUGAAGGGAGGAGUUGCAGCACAUCUAAUAGUUGCAAUGAGGAUUAUGAAGAAUAUACAGGGGAGGCAUUCCCAUGGAGGAGACACAUGAGGGAUGUUUCUGAAGGUGAAGCCUUGAACCGAAGGGCUUCAAGUUUAAGCAAGAAUCAGAUCAAAUCUGGACAUGUUUGUGACUCAAGGUACUUGCCAGAUCAUCAAUAUAGCUCCAAGUGCAAUGACAGAGGUACACGGGGUAUAACAAAUAAGUUUUUAAAAGGUAUACCAAAGUUUGUGAAGAUAGUAGAAGUUGGUCCGAGGGAUGGAUUACAAAAUGAGAAGAAUAUUGUACCUACUUCUGUAAAGAUUGAAUUGAUCCGGAGAUUGGUGUCUUCAGGGUUGCCUGUUGUUGAAGCUACAAGCUUUGUAUCUCCUAAAUGGGUUCCUCAGCUAGCAGAUGCAAAAGAUGUAAUGAAAGGAGUUUGCAACUUGGAGGAUGCCAGAUUGCCGGUUCUCACUCCUAAUAUAAAGGGCUUUGAAGCAGCUGUUGCAGCAGGUUCAAAAGAAGUAGCAGUCUUUGCAUCUGCUUCCGAGUCCUUUUCAAAGUCAAACAUUAAUUGUAGCAUUGAGGAAAGCCUUGUGCGCUACCGUGCUGUUUGUAAUGCUGCUAAGAAGCUUUCAGUUCCUGUACGUGGGUAUGUGUCAUGUGUGGUUGGAUGUCCAGUGGAAGGAGCAAUUCCUCCAUCCAAAGUGGCCUAUGUGGCAAAGGAACUUCACAAUAUGGGUUGUUUUGAAAUUUCCCUUGGGGAUACAAUUGGAGUUGGCACCCCUGGUACUGUGGUUCCCAUGCUUGAAGCAGUAAUGGCCGUUGUUCCUGUUGACAAGCUUGCUGUCCACUUCCAUGACACUUAUGGGCAAUCUCUUGCAAAUAUUUUAGUAUCUCUUCAAAUGGGGAUUAGUACGGUGGAUGCAUCUGUAGCUGGCUUGGGUGGUUGUCCAUAUGCCAAGGGAGCUUCAGGGAAUGUUGCUACUGAAGAUGUGGUCUAUAUGCUCACCGGCCUUGGUGUAAAAACAAAUGUGGAUUUGGCAAAGCUCAUGUUGGCUGGGGAUUUCAUCAGCGAGCAUCUGGGUCGCCAAUCUGGUUCCAAGACAGCGAUUGCGUUGAGCCGGGUAACCACUGAUGCCUCCAAGAUAUAAAGAGAAAUACCUGUAAUUAUAAUCCUGGACAAAUGGGGGAUAUCAUUCAUUCCACGAUAUGUUAAAUGCACAAUGUACAUCGCUAUAGAAAAUAAAAGAAACCCAUGUCAUAUACGUAGUAGUGUUUGUUAUUUUGGCAAUGGGGGAUAUCUAAAAGUAUCUAGAAGCUUAAGGAAAAGCUGCCCAUGCCCAUUGCGAGGAAUAGGAAUUGUAGCAUCUCUAAUGAUGAAUUUUUGUAUUUUCCAGUGAAUAAAAGGCUCAUUCAAGCCUAUACUUUAAACCAGAAGAACUGUGAAAGGGAUGGGAUCCCUUUAUUAAUUUUUUUUUAUCUAUUA